Messenger RNA from Strongylocentrotus purpuratus (purple sea urchin), 6626 nucleotides. RefSeq names its product cytosolic carboxypeptidase 2. NCBI's taxonomy places the organism in Eukaryota, Metazoa, Echinodermata, Echinoidea, Camarodonta, Strongylocentrotidae. The transcript is spliced from 25 exons. The record is from RefSeq and is a predicted model, not a curated record. Gene Ontology annotation, biological process: proteolysis. The coding region runs from base 870 to 5099 and encodes 1409 amino acids. Gene Ontology annotation, molecular function: metallocarboxypeptidase activity; zinc ion binding.
UAGCGUCUGCUGAAAGAUUAGAUGUCGAGUGAAGAGAUCGACCUAACAUUGAGAGGACUAAAAUUCAUUAUAAAUUUGUUUAUUGUAAGUUACCGGUGUAUUUAUUCGACGCUUGAUCGGUGCUUAAGUGUUUAUGUCAUGCCGGGUUGGAAUGGAGAAUGGAGAGUGAGUAAUAAUAUCUAACUCUGCCUGACUCGUCCAUCGUGAUCGUCAUUUUUAGUUUUAUGCAGUUUGGACUAGGGUAGAUCUAGGUGACUUUUGCACCGGCGGCGUUCCUCAGUGCCUAGCGACCCACCAGCUGACCGACGGAGCGGAGCAACCUACCCUGGCCUGGCCUAGCCUGGGCUGAUUUGACAAGAUUUUGGAGAUCAACAAAUCCUAUCAUCAGAGGAGAUGUAACCACCAUCUAUAUUAUGUAUCCAGCCAUCAAGAACAAACCUGUAUAAGAGAUUAACUGCAGCUUAUCCUGGAAAGGAGUCAUCCAUCAGGAGCUGUAUGAAUGCUUUCAUGCAAACCUGCCCAUGUCAUCAAAGAUCAAAUGUUUAUACCAAAAAGUGAUCGAUCAAAGAAUUCAUUACAGCAAACUUGCACACAUGCUAUAAUUAUUUAUUGUCACCAAUUGGGCUUUCAUUCCAUGAUGUUCUUUUGAAAUGAUUACAAAAGUGAAUUUUAAUGGACAGUAUUAAUAACAUGGUGGACGUCCAAAGCUACUGAAUUCUAGUGGUACAAAUGUAUACCAUGUCAUCUUAUAGUCUGAUAAUCUGCAUGUAAUAUAAAUUUGAGCCAAAGGGAGAUGAGAACAAAAAUCAUAUAUGAUGCACUUAUUGCAUUGUUGAGUAUGAGAAAGUGAUCUACAUAAUCUUCCUGAGAUGAAGGAAGAUGAGAGAGGAGGAGGAGGAGGAGGGGAUGGAGAAGUAGGAGAUAGGAUGAGCAGUGGAGUGACAGAAGAGCUGAGUGAUAGUAUAGCAGGGGAGAUGAUACAGAGCAGAGGAAAGGAAGCUGUUUCAAAACCAUCAGCUAAAGAAAGACCCUACUCCUGCAGAAGUACAACAUCCUUGAAAGAUGAAAUAGAACAACUGUCCAACAAGAAGAAGGAGUUGCUCAUGAAAGAUAAAGAACCAGUUGUAUGGAAGCAGAACAUCCAGGAGCAGAUUGAGAAGGAGUUGGAGAGGAGAGUCAGAGAUGCUCUGGAGACUCCGCCCCUGGAGAGGAUGAGGAAAAAUAAACAUAAAGCUCGUCUCAGAAAACAGCAGCAGAAGAAGAAAGAAGAAGAGAAAAAAUCCCUGUCCCUAGAGGAGUGUGAUAGCCAUGCCCAAGCCUUGCCAUCUCUCAAAGAGAAAUUCCCCUGGAACGACGUCAACUCCCCCUUCACCUACUUCGACGACCCCAACAGCCCCACGUGGUUCGAACGCCAGAUCUACAACAACCAGUACAACGACUGCGGCAGCGAAAGCAGCGCCGGGUACCUGGAUGUCAACGGCAACCACAGGACUCAAGAGGAGAGAGAUGCAUCGUCUCGUAAUUCGGCAAGGCCUCGAACUCGAAGUGCGGGUGUCGCGCUGACCAGAGAAAGGCAAAGAAUCGCGGAUGAUAAAGGUGGGGAUACAGACGCGGAAGAGGAUAGAACUAUUGCGGAGAUUAGACGGAAGACCUUCCAUCGCUUCACGAGCGCAGGGUUCAAGGAAGCGAUGAGGAAAGGCAAAGGGAUGCUCAAGAAGAUUGGAGACGGAAAGUAUGUGGAUAAGAACGGAGUGAUUCUUUCAGUGGAUGGCCCUUUCUGGCCUCAGGAGUGCGGACCUCUGUACCCCAAACCUGACCACAUCAAGAAGGUACCGUCUUCUGCAGAACCCCUCUUUGAUAAGGUCCCUCAGGAUGGAAGAACUAUUCACACCCAGAAGACCAAAUGGUACAGACCGUGGGAAGGCACUCAGAAUGUAUUCGACUCAGAGAGGACGACUAAGGGGACCAUUCCACACACGAUACCGGAGGGAUGUUGUCCAAGCUUAGUCUUUGAGUCACGCUUUGAGAGCGGCAACCUUAGACAAGCAAGACGAAUAGGUCAGUUUGAGUACGAUCUUGUUCUAAAGACCGACCUUUACACCAGCCGUCACACCCAAUGGUAUUACUUCCGGGUGCAGAAGAUGCGUCCAGGGGUCACCUAUAAGUUUAACAUCAUCAAUUUACUCAAGAAAGACAGCCUCUACAAUCAUGGUAUGCGACCAUUGAUAUACUCUGAGAAGGAAGCCCAGUCUAGUGGCCAAGGUUGGGUUAGGGCCGGUCAUCACAUCACAUAUUCUAGGGGCUACGGUUUCAACAGAAAUGGCCUCCUCCAUCCUGAAAUUACAUACCAUGUACUGGAAUGGCAAAUGGAGUUCAAGCACGAAGACGACACAUGCUAUCUUGCCCACUGCUACCCCUACACCUUCACUGACCUGUGCCAGCAUCUAGACGACCUGAUGGCCCAGCCGGAGAGACGCAAGACCAUGAGACGAGACGUCCUCUGUGAGAGCAGGGCCGGCAACAGUUGCUUCAUACUCACCGUCUCAAAUUUCAGCGAUCAUCGCCCUAAGAAAGGCAUUGUGGUGACAGCUAGGGUACAUCCUGGUGAAACCAAUGCUAGCUGGAUGAUGAGAGGACUUCUAGACUUCAUCACCAGCUCAGAUCCUGUUGCCAAGGAACUGAGAAAGUGCUACAUCUUCAAGAUCAUCCCCAUGCUCAACCCUGAUGGCGUGAUCGUGGGAAACUAUCGCUGCUCGCUGGCGGGUCGCGACCUGAACCGUAACUAUCGCCAUCCCAAGAAGGAAUCGUUCCCCACUGUGUGGAACACCAAGCAGAUGCUGGCUGACUUUGCUGAGGAAUGUGAGGAGAUCUUGGUGUACUGUGACAUGCAUGGUCACAGUAGAAAACACAACGUCUUCAUCUACGGCUGUGACCCAGACAAACAAGAGCUGGAUAUGGCUGCUUUCCUGUGUCAAAGGUUGUUUCCAUGGUUACUUUCCCAAAAGGCACCAGACAAGUUCUCUUUCCGUGGUUGCAAGUUCCGGGUGAAGCGAUGCAAGGAGGCCACGGGGCGUGUUGUGAUGUGGCGGCAGAUGGGUAUCAGUAACAGCUUCACGUUGGAAGCAACCUUCUGUGGCAGCAAGGACAUUACAAGUCAUGCUCCGAGACACUUCAACCUGCAAGACUUCCAGGACCUUGGGCGCCAUUUCUGUGAGGCUCUCCUGGUAUAUCACCAAGCCCAGGAGAACACAAGUCUUCAUUCUGAGUUGAUUCUAGAGCUGACGAAGGAGAUCACGCAUCACAUCCUCCUCAGCCGUGGUCUGCUGCCCCCAAACAUCCCAUUCCCAGAUCUCUCUUCUCUCAAAGAAGUCAAACAUGGACAAAAGUCCAAGAAGCAGGGCGGGGCCAAGUCAGACCAGGACGGGUCUGAGUGGGCGGGGCUGGACAAGAGGACCAAGUCCAAGCUGGCAGCGCUGAAGGUGAUAGACACGCUGAGCUCCGAGACCAUCCAGGGGUGUAUUGACCUUCUGGCUGACCUUCACAUCAACAAGGAGUUUGCUGAAUCAGACACCAGUGACAGUGACAGUGCAUCAGAGUCUGAACUGCCCAAAGGACAGAACGAUGAAGAUGAGGACAAAGUGAGGAAAAAGAAGAAGAAAAAGAAGCUGAAAGGAAGAUCAAAGAGUGAAGAGGCGGUCCAACCAGAUCCAAGCGCGGAGGAGCAAUCCAAAAAGAAGAGGUUGGUACGCAGACGCAUGUGGCAUAAUCCCACAUUCGUCCAAUCCUGGGUGUCGGAUGCCAUCGAGGAGAAUGCAGAAAAGGCGAUCAAAGUAGACUCGCCGGGCCAGCCAUCGAUCUCUAGAUUACAGACCUUCCGAAUCGGUAAAUGCACACAGGCCCUCAAGAAGCACCCUCCGUUUGUGAACCGCUACGCCAAACGUACCAAUCAUGGCAUCCCCAUGUUUUCUCAAGAGAGGAUACAAGAAAGGGCCAAGCUACGCAUGGAAGCAACCAAGGGUGGUGAUCAGGUCACCGGUGGUGGGGAUGAAGAUACCUUGGACCAGAUGACUCAUGACACGGAAUACGCCAAGCUGAUUGCCCUGAGUAGAGAGAUGCAUCGUCAGAACGAGGAAGUGCGCUACAAACUGAUUAAUCCACCGCCAGAGAGUGCCCUUGAGAAGAGCCUAGCUGGCAUGACCAUCAGGCACACCUAUACACAUGGCAACUCGAUGAUGAGGGGGCCUCCACCGUUCAUGCUGGACUAUGAAAGGUUAGACACGGACGAGAUGGCAGGCAUGAGCGCCCUCCCCAAAACACCCCCCAGGAAGCUGGAUCCCAUGAAGGGGGCACCCAACCCACGUAGCAGCAACGGAGGCCUGAGCAUCAGCAAGGCAGGGGCACUGAACGGCAUCGGCCCUGGGAGUGAGACGGCCAAUGGAUACGCCAUCACCGAUGGUCUCCUUGUCGGGUCAGGGAUGAGGGAUGGGCGUGUCAUGAAUGGGACCGUUAGGCAGAGCGGUGGUGAUGCCAGUAGCCAUAGAACUAAAGGUGGUGCGCACCAUCCCUCGGGAAACCCCAAAAGGACUUCUGAUGAGCAAGCAACCAGCGGGGAUAACUCCAGACUGAUUGUGUUCAGUGGAAAGGACACCAAGCAAACAUCCAACUCUUUCAACUCCUCCUCGUCGACAUCAUGGGCAACCACAAGCAAUGACAAGACCAAAGAUCUGUCAGAGCCCAGCUACCACUCCGCCAACGCCGCCCACGACAAGAACCGACAUCUCAGAAAAACGCUGGGGCGCGAAAGCACCAUGGACCUUAUCCAAAGACAGUAUGGCCGUUUUCUGUCCGGGGUCAAUAUAGGGUCACAGGGCAACACUGCCUCAUCAAACUCCAAAUACCUGGAUAGCAUAGCCAAGUCAGUGCCUAAUGGGAACCUGCUGUCCACGAAGGAGAAAGGAGGAGGAGGAGGAGGUGGGGUUACUAGAUCAGCAAGUUUUGUGAAUGAGAAGAGAAUAGCUCCUCUGAGCAAGAUGGGCGACCAGGCAGCCAUACUGAAACUGGCAGAUGCAAAGAAAAAGACCAAUACUCCAUCUUCAUGACAGUGUUCGACAACGAUGCAAGCCAGCGAUGAAUUCCUCGUACCCUAGCAACCAUUGAUGCAUGCAGUCAACCAAGAGCAAGCACUGAUAGAGUCUACCAAAGAUCUCACUUUCAUGAUGAAGUGGUCGGCCUGUGGAACAACUUGCUGCCAGCAAUAAUACCUCUUGCCCAAGCAGCUACUAAUAUCUACAACCAAAGAUCAAACCCCCCUGAUAGCGUAUUUGUGCUUCAGAACAGUUCUUCAGGCCAAAACUAUUCUUAUCACUCUACCAACCACCGAUGCAGAUCAACAAAAACUAUGUGUCUUAGAGCAUGUGGCUCCGGAACCUUAUUUUUUUUUAUCCCCAAUGAUGAUCAUGAAUUUGAAAAGAAUGUGCAGAAUAUUGUCUCUUUUGUAUAUUUUCACUGACCUCAGUUGGCAAGAACUCAGGACAAGAAAUGUUGAUGUUGCCUUUUUGCUUAUCAUAACUUAUAUGUUGUUAUUGUUGAGUAAAGUCUUUAUACAGUGUGAUGCAAUCAUUGUCUGAGUAUUGAAGAUUUUAUUUUACCUGACUGUUGAGAAAGCAAGUAUGUGAUUGUAGUUAGGUAAACAGGGAGGUUUAUAUGGAGGGGUCAGUGACACAAAGACGUAACUCCAUUUUUGCCCUUUUGAGAAAAAGUGGUUUUGUAUCACUUGGCCUUAAGGAGUUAAGUUUAUGUUUCACUAGCCAUUGACUUCAAUGGGGUGUUGGGUGGAGUUAAGUCUUUGUUUUUCCUGGAAAAGCCCACAUUUUUCUGAACAUUUUGAUUUCAAAUACUAAUUGUUGUCUCUGUGUGUCACUGAACCCUUGAUAUGGCCUCUAUUAAAGUCCCACCUGUAUCAGAGGAACUUGGUAAUCAAGGACAAUUGCCAUACCAAACAACACUAGAGCACCCAUUUGGUAUCGAACCUGGCAACUCGCAAUCAGGAGACCAGUGUUAUACUGCUGAGUCAUUAUUCCUAUUGAAUCAAUGAUGUGAAUAAACAAUAUCUAAAAAUAUUGAUGAUUAAAAAAAUGGUUUGAAUGGUACGAACGGAGUAUUAGAACAAACAUUGGAGUAUAAGAGCGAUGGACAAUGAAAAUAAUACACACAUUUACCCGCCGAGUAUGCUUGAGUAUUAAAGAUGAAGGUAGAUCCAGAAAAUAAAUGAUCCUGGCCAUUUUUUACCAAGUUUGUUAUGCAAUGAGGUACUCAUUUUUUGUGUGAAAUAUUCGUAUGAGUAUUUGUUGUUGUUAAAUCUGAAAUAAGAAACUUGACUAUCCUUGUACAGCCUUGAAUUUAAAUGAACAAAAAUGUUUGUAAAGUAUUAUUUCUGUGUAUAACCAAGCACAGCUGUAUAUAAUGUACAUAAGUUAUAUAUUGUACACAGUCAUCAUGAAGCAACUGUUAAGAUUUGGAGAGAUGUUUUUUGUUGUACAUUUAGAACAAUAUGGUAUUUAUUAGUAUUUAUAGAAAAAGGAAAGUUCAGAACAAAAGUAGCAACCAGAAUUCCUGGGUAUAUUAUA